Molecule: messenger RNA, 933 nt
Organism: Aspergillus versicolor CBS 583.65
Lineage: Eukaryota; Fungi; Ascomycota; Eurotiomycetes; Eurotiales; Aspergillaceae
Exons: 2
Coding region: 222-761 (179 amino acids)
Source: RefSeq, a predicted model, not a curated record
GCAUCAUCGACUGGAAGGCCGUCUCAUCUGGCGCUCGACUAGACCAGUGAUUUUGAAGCCGUAGCGCGACUUCCACUCCACAAACUAGGAUAAAUGAAAGCGCCUGGAUCAAUAUAAUAAGUACGAUCAUCAACAAUGCGCCAAAUUUGCCAAACUGAGUGAGCGCGCACGUUUUUGUGUGGAGCGACAAACGCUCGGGAACAAGCUACUACGCAGGAGUGAUGCGACCUGAAAGAGCGCAAACAGUCGCGACUCUCGACGCCAGAAGAGUGUUCCAAGCCGCUCAGUUGGAAUGUUCAUCGAGUGCCGAUCGACUUAAAGUACCCUACAGAAAAGGAAAUUCCCGGGGGGUGGACAGAAGGAGGGAUAAAGAACUUGACGGGGGACGCGUUGGAAAGUUGGGAACGCAGAGUGGGAAAGCGCCGGGUCAAGAGGCAGACGAACACCAACAUUUUGACGAAUGUUUACUGCCAAAGCACAAGGGAUUAAAAAUUCCAAAAAAAUACGUGAGUAAUCUAGAUUGGCCAACCAGCGGGGCGGAAAAGGCACAAAUAAAGAAGAAGCGAGAGCGAGGCGAGAAAAUGGAGGGAAGAGAGGAGCAGCUUGACGUGUUUUGCUGGUUGCGAGUGAUCUUGUGUCAACACCGGCUGCCCUAUAUAAAGCGCGCAUGCCCCGCGGCCUCCCUUCCUUUCGCUCUCGAUUCUCGACUCUUUUCUACUUCCACCAUCUCUCCACCCACACUUUCCGUCGCCUGUCGCUGAUCUCUCAGUCUCCAAGAUCUUCUCAUCUUCUUCUAACUUCCUAUUUGAUCAUCUCGUCUAUCCCUCCUUCACCAUGCCUCCCAAGAAAGCUACUUCCACCGCGGCCAAGAAGUCGUCUGCCGGCCCAACCCACGCCUCCUACCGUGAUAUGAUCAAGGUCGCCAUCCUGAAU